Messenger RNA from Spodoptera littoralis (African cotton leafworm), 1392 nucleotides. NCBI's taxonomy places the organism in Eukaryota, Metazoa, Arthropoda, Insecta, Lepidoptera, Noctuidae. The record is from the annotation of a GenBank genome assembly.
AUGAGGAGUUUUAUUGUAGAAAAGAAACAUAAGAUAGGCGACAUUAAAUAUGAUCACUUCGGUACUCAAGUUACAAAUACAAAAACAGAAUAUUGCUGCAGAGGAUUAAUAGUGACAAGCUGUUUCCUGUUUGUGUGCGCGAGUGCAGUAAUUUGUGUAGCUUUGUAUCAACAUGGAAUGUGGGGGAAUAGUGAUAUUAGUGAUAUCAGUGGAAGCCUGCGGAGUACAGUUGCAGAAAGAGUAAUAUCAUGUUACUAUAACAUGCCUAGCGAGCAUGCAACUGAUGAAUUGAUGCCAUCUGGUAUUAAUCCAAAUUUGUGUACACACAUUAACUUAGCUUUUGCUCAGGUAGUCAGUAAUGAGAUAAGACUCGAGCCCCAUCAGUAUCGUACAAUUACGGAAAUGGUUAAACUCAAGCAUACAAAUCCAGACUUAAAAAUUCUAGUGUCAGUUGGAGGCGCUGGAACUGAUAAAGGUUUUCCUGAUAUGGUAUUAAAUCACAAAUCAAGAAAGACUUUUAUUAAGUCAGUGAAAUACUUAUUGAGAAAUCAUUCCCUGGAUGGGAUAGACUUGGAUUGGGAAUUCCCAGCAUUACAUAAUGCAUUAGGUGGUGGUCGUGAGCGACAACAUUUCUCACAAUUGCUUCGGGAAAUUCGUAUGGAAUACAUUAGAGAGAAACGGGAUUAUAUUUUAACCGUAGCGGCUGCAGCUCCUCAGGCAAUUGUUGAUGUGUCCUAUGAUGUCGACCAAUUGAAUCUGUAUGUUGAUUAUGUAAAUAUCAUGACAUAUGAUUUCCACUCCUUCACCAAAUAUACUCCAUUCACUGGGCUGAACUCUCCCCUGUACCAGCGGAGCACAGAACAGCUGUAUUUGGCCACAUUGAAUAUAAACUACACCAUACACCUGUACUUGGACAAGGGACUAGAUCGUAACAAAAUAAUUGUAGGCGUACCUACUUAUGGUCAUACAUUCUCUUUGGUCAAUGUUGAUAACCACCAAGUAAACAGCCCUGCAUCUGGCUUUGGAUCCCUUGGCUCUUUAGGGUUUAUUAAUUUUCCAGAUGUGUGUGCUUUUGUGACCAACACUGAGAAUGUCACAAUUACUAGAGACAAUGAGGCCAAGGUCUCUUACUUAUAUAAAAACAAAGAAUGGGUAUCUUAUGAGGACCCUCAGAGUGUUAUGGAGAAAGCAAAGUUUAUAAUUGAGAAUAAAUUAGGGGGAGCCAUGAUAUAUUCACUGAAUGCUGAUGACUACAAGGGAGAGUGUCGCGGUGCACUGGCACGCGCAGGCGUCGCUGGCUUCCCGCUAGCUAAGAUAGUGAGCAAAACAUUGAAGAGUCAUAUUAGUAGCUCUGAGCAAAAUAUGUCUUUAGUUCAGCGGCGCGGCGAUUAA